Messenger RNA from Lucilia sericata (common green bottle fly), 602 nucleotides. Its product is annotated as proteasome assembly chaperone 2-like. Gene Ontology annotation, biological process: proteasome assembly. Gene Ontology annotation, cellular component: nucleus; cytosol. The record is from RefSeq and is a predicted model, not a curated record. Lineage: Eukaryota; Metazoa; Arthropoda; Insecta; Diptera; Calliphoridae.
UAAAAAUCAUUGUCAUUCUUUUAUUAUUAGUGAUUUUAUUUAAAUAAAUAGAAAUAAAUAAAAAGACAGUUUCAAUGUUGCAGUUAAAAGAAAACAAAAGUAUUAAAGACUUCGAUGGGUAUACGGUUAUUAUUCCUAGCAUCUGCGUGGGGAACGCCGCCCAGUUGGCCUGUGAUUUGUUAAUAUCGUCUAAAAAUCUUAAGCGGGUCGGUUCCAUACAUCAUCCAGCUCUAAUACCAGUUUAUGGUCCAUCUGCAUAUCAACAUGAACCCCAAGAGAAAGUUGCAGCCUGUGAACUAUACGAAAGCAGUGAAGAUAAAUUGUUAGUUUUCCAAUUCCGUUCGCCCUUUAUCUCCCGUCAUAUUAACGACUUUCAUAAGUUGGCCGAAAUUGUGGAGAAGGCCACUAGGGUGGUGAUACUUAGCGGUAGCUUUGGUUUUGAGAAACGUACAAUUGAAGCUUGUCCCUAUGAAUAUAAGGCAAGUGAAAAUUUCAAGGCAUCACAUGAGGAACAAUUGAAAUUAGUGAAAUGGAAAGAAUUUCAAGGUGAAAUGAUAUUUGGUGGCGGUAAUGCUCUGCAGUUGCAUCGUAUUUUAGAUGAA